AUGGCCGGCGAAAAGAGGCCAGUUUCGCCGCGACGGCGCCGCGAAAAGGAGGCGCCGGCGCCAAGCCCUGGAGCGUUUACGUAUCCGCCCGCCAAGCCCACCAAGGCUUGUCUGCCCUGCCGUACGCGCAAGGUCAAGUGCGAUGCGUAUUUGAUCGGCCUGCCCUGCAGUGGCUGUAUCAGCAGACAAUGCUCCGAAAGCUGCCUAGUGUCGGCACGUAAGCGUCGAAAAAGGUCAGCCCAUUGUUUUCUUCUAUUAUCAGGGCCGAGUUUUGACACCUAUUCCAGAGCCGGGGACACGCCUUCACUUUCCCGAGCCUCGGACGCUAAGCCCGCCGCCGUCGACGGCGCCGACGACCAGCGGCAUGGCUCUUGCCAGGCGCAGCCCAGGUCCAUGUCAGACCUUCUCUAUUGUCAAGAUGACCGCCAGCCGCAGAUGCAGCUACACUACCUCGACAUCUUGAAGGACGCCAUCAGCUGCAAGUCGUACAGCCGCAUCUAUGGCGGCGUCCUGCAGAUGCGCGCCUCGCUCAAGCCGCCCCAGCUCGACGACGUCGACAGAGAGUUCCUCGCCAGGAAGGGCGUCUUUGACCUGCCGCCUCGCCACCACCUCGACGUGCUCCUCAAGACGUACUUUGAACGUGUCUACCCGUACAGCCCCAUAGUCGACCGCGUCGAUUUCCUUUCAAAGUACGCAUCCGGCACCUUCUCGCUGUUCCUGCUGUACGCCAUGCUGGCCACGGCCAGCGUGACGGCCCCGUUCCACGUCAUUUCCGGGUGCGGCUUCAAGGACCGGUCCGCCGCCCAGGCCGCUUUUGCCACCCGGGCAACGCUGCUCCACGACCUGCAGUUCGAGAGCGACCUCCUGCCAAUGCUGCAGGGCUCCGUGAUCCUGGGCGCCGUCAUUGUCGAGCGGCCCACGGACAAGGACUUCCACUACUGGCUCUGGAACGCCUCGCGGCUGGCUGCCAAGAUGGACAUCUACCCAAACGCCACGCGGGACCUCGACGGGACGCCGCCUGCACAGUCCAGGCUCUACAGGAGGAUCUGCUGGAUUCUCUACUGCCGAGAGAACUGCCACAUGAUCGCCAACCCGCGCAGCAACCUGCGGCACCCCAACGGGGACCCGAACAUCAAACCCAUCACGCUGGCCGACUGGGAGACGGAGGAAUCCCCAAAGGAGUUCCAGUCCAUGGUGCAGCCCCUGACAGUCCGGCAAAAGCUUUCCUUCACCGCGCGUUGCGAGCUUGCCAAAAUCAUCGGGCGGCUGGUGAGCCGGUGUCAGCUGCUGGACACGAACACGGACCUCACGGCGGCGGCGGACCCGCGGCAAGGGACAAAGCUCCUCGAUGCGUGGCGCAUGUCGCUGGCGGAGAAGCUCGACUUCCGCGGCGAGUCGCCCGAGGCCGACAUCCACUAUGCUGAGCUGCGCGCGCUGAGCUACCGGUUCGAGGCUACGGCCUGCCGCCAGAUCCGCCGCCGGUGUCUGCACGCGGAUGCCAAGAACGAGGGCCAGGCCGAGUGGGCGCGGCAGCGGCUGCGGUCGGCCAUCUUUGAGCUCGACUCCAUCACCGGCAGGAUGCUCGCCAACGGCACGCUCCAUAUGUUUCCCACGACAUGCAUAACCAUCAUGCCCGCCCUACUCGCGCUACAAAUCGAAGCAGCGCUCGACCCGAGCGAGACGGACGUAGUGCGGUCCAUGUCACGCAUCGCCAUCGGGCAGACGAUGCUGGUCCUGACCCAGCUGCGCGAGAUCCCGGCCAUCAAGCGCGCCAUCCCCGUGUUCGAGGCCGUGCUGGGCAAGAUGAAGCUGUACUCGCCGCCUAACAACAAUAGUACCUCUCUCCCCGCCGCCGUCGCCGCCGCUCCCGGUGCGGUUUCCGGUGCGGUUGUCCCCGCCAUCACGCCCGCCGAGGGCAAACACCUCGCGGGCGUCCUGACGAAUGCUGUGAUUGCUCCGCAGUCGCCGCCGCCGCCGCCACUCCCGCAGCAGAUGGUACAUGGCGGCGUGGCCGGGGGGUUCGGCCUGCCGCCCAUCUUGACGCCGCCCCAGGACGCUGACGUGCCGCCCGCCGUGGGCGACUACGAGCUCUUCCAGCUGAGCACCUCGGACGAGUUCGACGUCGACUGGUGGGAGCCGGGCCAGCUGGACUUUGCGAGUAUUAUGUUUUGA
This is a messenger RNA of Lasiosphaeria miniovina, 2172 nucleotides long. RefSeq lists its product as uncharacterized. Gene Ontology annotation, biological process: regulation of DNA-templated transcription; DNA-templated transcription. The record is from RefSeq and is a predicted model, not a curated record. NCBI's taxonomy places the organism in Eukaryota, Fungi, Ascomycota, Sordariomycetes, Sordariales, Lasiosphaeriaceae. The coding region runs from base 1 to 2172 and encodes 723 amino acids. Gene Ontology annotation, molecular function: DNA binding; DNA-binding transcription factor activity, RNA polymerase II-specific; zinc ion binding. The transcript has 5 exons.